Messenger RNA from Mesoplodon densirostris (Blainville's beaked whale), 1794 nucleotides. It is a transcript of the gene ESR1, whose product is annotated as estrogen receptor 1. Gene Ontology annotation, cellular component: nucleus. Bases 1 to 1794 code for a protein of 597 amino acids. Gene Ontology annotation, biological process: regulation of DNA-templated transcription; steroid hormone receptor signaling pathway. The record is from RefSeq and is a predicted model, not a curated record. The transcript has 8 exons. Gene Ontology annotation, molecular function: zinc ion binding; nuclear estrogen receptor activity; DNA-binding transcription factor activity. NCBI's taxonomy places the organism in Eukaryota, Metazoa, Chordata, Mammalia, Artiodactyla, Ziphiidae.
AUGACCAUGACCCUGCACACCAAAGCGUCUGGCAUGGCCCUGCUGCACCAGAUCCAAGCCAACGAGCUGGAGCCCCUGAACCGCCCGCAGCUCAAGAUCCCCCUGGAGCGGCCCCUGAGCGAGGUGUACGUGGACAGCAGCAAGCCCGCCGUGUACAACUACCCCGAGGGCGCCGCGUACGAUUUCAACGCCGCGGCCGCCGCCUCCGCGCCCGUCUACGGCCAGUCGGGCCUCGCCUAUGGCCCCGGGUCCGAGGCGGCUGCGUUCGGCGCCAGCGGCCUGGGGGGUUUCCCGCCGCUCAACAGCGUGUCUCCGAGCCCGCUGGUGCUCCUGCACCCGCCGCCGCAGCUCUCGCCCUUCCUGCAUCCCCACGGCCAGCAGGUGCCCUAUUACCUGGAGAACGAGCCGAGCGGCUAUGCGGUGCGCGAGGCCGGCCCUCCCGCCUUCUACAGGCCAAAUUCAGAUAAUCGGCGCCAGGGUGGCAGAGAGAGAUUGGCCAGCACCAGUGACAAGGGAAGCAUGGCCAUGGAAUCUGCCAAGGAGACUCGCUACUGUGCAGUGUGCAAUGACUAUGCCUCAGGCUACCAUUAUGGAGUUUGGUCUUGCGAGGGCUGUAAGGCCUUCUUCAAGAGAAGUAUUCAAGGUAAUAGACAUAAUGACUACAUGUGUCCGGCUACCAACCAGUGCACGAUUGAUAAAAACAGGAGGAAGAGCUGUCAGGCCUGCCGGCUACGCAAGUGCUACGAAGUGGGCAUGAUGAAAGGGGGGAUACGGAAAGACCGCAGAGGAGGGAGAAUGUUGAAGCACAAGCGCCAGAGAGAUGAUGGGGAGAGCAGGAACGAAGCGGAGCCCUCUGGAGACAGGAGAUCUGCCAACCUUUGGCCAAGCCCACUCUUGAUUAAACACACUAAGAAGAACAGCCCCGUCUUGUCCCUGACAGCCGAUCAGAUGAUCAGUGCCUUGUUGGAGGCUGAGCCCCCCAUUAUCUAUUCCGAGUAUGAUCCUACCAGACCCUUCAGUGAGGCUUCCAUGAUGGGCUUGCUGACCAGCCUUGCAGACAGGGAGCUGGUCCACAUGAUCAACUGGGCAAAGAGGGUGCCAGGAUUUGUGGAUUUGACCCUCCAUGAUCAGGUCCACCUUCUGGAAUGUGCGUGGCUAGAGAUCCUCAUGAUUGGUCUUGUCUGGCGCUCCAUGGAGCACCCAGGGAAGCUCCUGUUUGCUCCGAACUUGCUCCUGGACAGAAACCAGGGAAAAUGUGUUGAGGGCAUGGUGGAGAUCUUUGACAUGUUGCUGGCUACAUCGUCUCGGUUCCGUAUGAUGAAUCUCCAGGGAGAGGAGUUUGUGUGCCUCAAAUCCAUCAUUUUGCUUAAUUCUGGAGUGUACACAUUUCUGUCCAGCACCCUGAAGUCUCUGGAAGAGAAGGACCAUAUCCACCGUGUCCUGGACAAGAUCACAGACACCUUGAUCCAUCUGAUGGCCAAAGCGGGCCUGACUCUGCAGCAACAGCACCGGCGUCUGGCCCAGCUUCUCCUCAUCCUCUCUCACAUCAGGCACAUGAGUAACAAAGGCAUGGAGCAUCUGUACAGCAUGAAGUGUAAGAAUAUGGUGCCUCUCUAUGACCUGCUGCUGGAGAUGCUGGAUGCCCACCGCCUGCACGCCCCAGCCAAUUUCGGGAGCGCACCCACGGAGGACGUAAACCAGAGCCAGCUGGCCACCGCCGGCUCAACUUCAUCACAUUCCUUGCAAACGUAUUACAUCACUGGGGAGGCGGAGAAUUUCCCCACCACAGUCUGA